GAGACAGCAGGAGAAAAGGAGGAAGGAGAGAUAACAGGACGUCAUGUUGAAGAAGAGGAGGAGAUGACGGCCUUAGAGGAUGGAGAAGCAGAGAGGAAAGAGGAAGCCAACCAUCCGUCAGAUUCCCAAAAGCCAUCACCUGCAGAAACGCUGAGUCAUGAAGAGGAAGAGGAGGAAGAGGAGGAAGAGGAGGAAGAGGAGGAAGAGGACUCUGCCAGAAACCAGAAUGAGGACGUUUAUCCCAGCUCAGCGAGCAGCGACAGAGAAACAACACAAAGUCUGACGGACACAAAGUCUGCUCGUCUGGAUCUGAGAGACGACGAGACGCAGAGUUUGGAGGAAAGACUCGAAAUAAAGACGUCGUCUCCGGGAGAAACCUCCGCCGUCGUCAGGGACGCUACACCUGGACCGCAGACAGCUUGCAGGUUGAGAGUGGCGUUGAUGGAUCCAGAAGCGUCACUAAUGGCCGAAGAAGAAGGAGGAGGACGAAGAACACAAAACUCAUCCAAUCCUGUGAUGGAGGCUGAGGAAGGAGAACCGGAUGAAGGUCAAAACUCUGGCCUUACGAACGGCAAGGCUGACAACAAGAAGAAGAACGGCAAGCCACAAGCGUCGAAGUUCAAAACCGUGUCGUACAGAAGGAUCCGGAGAGGAAACACCCGACAGAGGAUCGAGGAGUUUGAGGCCAUGAUGGAUUCGUAAUUUAACCAGAAAGAGUUUUUGUUCUGUUGGCUCUCUGAGCUCUUGUGGUUAAAGAUGAUAGCGGCAUCGUUUAGAGAAACGUAUAGGGGCCCAGGAUAGAGCCUUGUGGUACACCUUAAGCAUCAUAUUUUUGGGAAGAAACUGAAAUAAAGUAUAAAUGUAUAGUU
Trematomus bernacchii (emerald rockcod) is the source of this 869-nucleotide messenger RNA. Its product is annotated as cyclin-dependent kinase 11A-like. The coding region runs from base 64 to 702 and encodes 212 amino acids. The transcript has 2 exons. The record is from RefSeq and is a predicted model, not a curated record. Gene Ontology annotation, molecular function: actin filament binding. Gene Ontology annotation, biological process: actin filament organization; regulation of cell shape. NCBI's taxonomy places the organism in Eukaryota, Metazoa, Chordata, Actinopteri, Perciformes, Nototheniidae.